Messenger RNA from Arabidopsis arenosa, 2141 nucleotides. The record is from the annotation of a GenBank genome assembly. Lineage: Eukaryota; Viridiplantae; Streptophyta; Magnoliopsida; Brassicales; Brassicaceae.
CGUCGCUAAUUGACGACGUGAUUCUUAGGUCGGAAGAAAAACUCCGCCGCUACGUUACUCCGAGAGAUGACUUCUACUAACGGUGCGAAGAUCUCAAUGUUUGGUGCCAAAUCUGGAUUUGUGAUCCCUAAAAACAAACUCUCUGGAUCAUUGGUCCCGAUUUUUCAACGUGGGAACACAACCCUAGGAGGUGCCAAUGAUACGAAUACUGGACUUCCUUCGAAGCUGGGGAAGAAGAGAAAGACUAAUUGGGGUCUUGAUUUGUCACAAGAUAUUGGAGUCAAGAAAGGUCGAUUUUUAGCUUACCAGAAACGCCUGGAUCAAAUUACGCAGCAAUUGGAAUCGGGAACUCUUGAAGUGGAGACUAAUAGAGAGUCAGCUUUAGCUUCACAGAACAGCAGUGAUAUUAAUAUUGCUGAACAGCUGGAGAUUGAAAAACGCGAAGCAAUUGGGGAGAUACUCGAGUUGAAUCCGAGGUACAAGGCUCCACCUGAUUAUAAGCCAUUGCUGAAAGAAGCUAGGUUGCCGAUCGAUCUGAUAUCGUAUGGACCUGUGCUUCUGCAGGUUAAAGAACAUUCUGAUUUCAGCUUUCUAAGUCUCAUAUUUGGUUCCCAAGGUGAUACUCAAAAGCGGCUCGAAAAAGAGACUGGAGCCAAAGUACAAAUUUUUGGUACUAAAACAGGAGGAGAGAAGGUUGAACUCUCUCCUUCAGAUGAAAAUAAAAUCCAGACGUCCUGGCAAGAGUUAUAUUUUCAUAUAUCAUCUGACACUUACGAAAAAGUGGAUGCAGCUAUUGCUGUAAUUGAGCUACUUAUCUCUUCAGUGUCUGGAAAUACAGGAGCUGGUGCUGCUCCUCCAUCUUCCCGAUCUGAAGAGAUUUCAACUAUUCUAGAAAACAGCAACAUGCUUGCUACCAACCCGAGCUCUGAACAGCCAACUGAUAGCUCUGUACAACCUCCCCAAAGCCAAGUCCAACAGCAUGGUUCCUCCUUUCUUUUGGAUUCAAAUCAAGCUACAUUUCAUCCACCUCUUAAACCCUAUGCUUCAGGUCUUGGUUAUAGUAUCCAGGAACAAGAACUGCCUACCAAUUUGAUGAACCUCAAUCAUCUUUCUGCUCAGCAACCACUUCCAGUUCCUCAUGACACAUCAUUACCUCCUGGUUCUCACGUUCCUCGACCACCAGAUUCGUUCUCCUUUAGCCUUUCCAACACACCAAGGGCCUAUUCUGUGACUGCGCCUCCGUAUUCUUGCAGUCAGAUACAACCAAUAGGACCACGUUCUACUAUGAGGCCGUCCACCCUAUUUACUUUCCAACCUGUACAUAGACCAACACUGUUGCCAGACAUAGUCUCAAGCAACAUGGCACAAUCAGUACGGCCUCUGGCUCCUAACUUUAGUCCACAUCCGGUACCUCAUCAGCCAGGUACUGAACAUCUAGCAGAAUAUGAUUCUGGUGGUUCUCUGCGUCCCAUGUCAAUAUCAGCACAUAUUGCUGGUAGGCCUGCUGGUAAUGUUCCUACUUAUCCUCCCAUAAAUCCUCUCACAAAUUCAGCUCCUAGACCAUUUCACGGGGAUUUUGGUUUCCUUCCACAACAACCAAACGUUGUUUCCACACCACAUAUAUAUCCUAGACCCAACUCUCAAUCAGCUCAUCUUCCUCAUCUGGCAUUUCAAGCUCCAUCCGUCAUUCCAACCUCUCAGCAUUUUGAGCAAAAUCACACAAGAUCACAGCACUUCGGCAGGCAGAUGGAUCAACCCUUGAGCCACCCAUCUGCACCAUUUCAUGGUACCGCGAGAUCUUCCAACUUGCAGAACUUUGGACCUCCAUUGUCUCAGAUGAUGCCUAGGAACUUCCCUGGGGCUCAAUUUCCGCAGCAUUCUGCUCAUUUCCCUCCAAGACCAGUGUUUCAUCAUGAUAACCUGAUACCACGUGGCCAACCACAGAUUCGCCACCGGUUCAACUCUGGUGUCCAUCAAGUAUAUGACCCGUUUUCACCUAGUGAUGCUUAAUACAGUAGUGUGUUUUCAAUAGCCACGUUUCUGCAUUAGGGACUGCUAAACUUUAAUAGGGAAUGUCCCUUUUUGCUACAAGUGACUUAAUCGAUUAUGUCAUUUACCAUGUAUAAAUGCAAUUGCAAUUU